Morus notabilis is the source of this 1698-nucleotide messenger RNA. RefSeq names its product protein ABCI7, chloroplastic. The record is from RefSeq and is a predicted model, not a curated record. The transcript has 3 exons. NCBI's taxonomy places the organism in Eukaryota, Viridiplantae, Streptophyta, Magnoliopsida, Rosales, Moraceae. Bases 41 to 1495 code for a protein of 484 amino acids. Gene Ontology annotation, biological process: iron-sulfur cluster assembly.
AUUUGUCAAAUUCAUAGACCAACUUCAUUACCCUCCGUCCAUGGCUGCCGUAACCUUCACACCCCACAUUCACAGACCCAAAAUCCCACCACCAUUUUCCUCCGCACACAAAACCCCGAAAUCCAAACCCAGACUUUCACCAAUCCAAUCUUCCUUAUCUCUUCAACCCACUUUCUCCGACCCCUUCGUCCUCCAACUCGCCGAAACUCUCGAAGACUCUCUCCCUUCUUCUUCUUCUUCAGCUCUCCAGAAGCUCAGAGACGCCUCCUCCGAGGCCCUCCUGUCGACCCCAUGGCCGUCUCGCAAAGACGAGCCUUUUCGCUACACAGACACUUCCUUCAUCAGACACUCUCAAAUCAAGCCAAUUUCACACCCGCCUCAGUCUUUGACCAUUUCUACAGAUACCCAGUUCCCCAAUUUGGCUAUAGUUGAUGGGUUUUUCGUGAAAGAGCUUUCGAAUUUAUCCGAUUUUCCUGAUGGGGUUUUCGUUGGUGGCUUGGUGGAUUUGUCUUCAGAAAGUGGCGUUGCGAAAAGGGUCGUUGAGUUUUUGUGUGGUGAUGAAGAAAAGGACUUGUUUUGGUCUAUUAAUGGGAUUGGGGCGCCCGAUUUGACGGUGGUUUAUGUGCCCUCGGGGUGUAGAGUUGAGAGGCCAAUUCAUCUUAGGUACUUGUCUGUUGAGGGAGGUGAGAAAGGUUCGGACAAAAUGCCGAUUUCGAAUCCGAGGGUGUUUGUGUUGGUGGAGGAGGGUGGGGAGGUUGGUAUCAUUGAGGAGUUUUUGGAUGGAGAUGAGAAUAAGUGUUAUUGGGCUAAUGCUGUUUUAGAUGUUGUGGUUAGAGAAGGUGGGAAAGUUAGGCAUUCUUAUGUUCAGAGACAGUCUUUGAAUGCUGCCCAUAUCAAGUGGACUUCAGUUAGACAGGAAUCAGGUAGCACCUAUGAGCUCACAGAAAUCAGUACGGGGGGAAAGCUGAGCAGACACAAUGUCCGUAUUAAGCAAUUGGGACCAGACACAACAACAGAGUUAUCAACAUUGCACUUGUCUGGUGAUGACCAAACACAAGAUCUACAUAGUAGCUUAGUUCUGGACCAUCCUCGUGGUUAUUCCCGACAACUCCACAAGUGUAUCGUAUCUCACUCUCAAGGGCAAGCCAUAUUUGACGGAAACGUAAAGGUCAACAGAUAUGCGCAGCAGACAGAUGCAGGUCAGCUAACGCGGAGCCUUCUCCUCGAACCUCGUGCGACCGUGAAUGUCAAACCCAAUCUCCAAAUCAUUGCAGACAAUGUCAAGUGUUCUCAUGGAGCUGCAAUUAGCGAUCUAGAAGAAAGCCAACUAUUCUAUUUCCAGGCUCGUGGGAUCAACCUGGAAACAGCUAGAAAGGCUCUCGUCUUGUCCUUUGGAGCCGAGGUGUUUCAACGCAUACCUUAUCCUUCAGUCCAGAAGGAAGUAGAGAGCCAUAUUAGAAGGUUAUUGGAUCCCACACAAAAGAAGUCCUCAUAAUGGGAUAUAACUUGUGUCCGGUGAUGUAUGUAUCAAUUUGUUGUUCUAUUAAUUAGCAUUGGUUAAGGCAUCAUAAUUGUGUUUCUGAAGUUCAAGCAAAUUUUUGUUCUUUUUGUAAGUUGGCGCAUUUCCUAAUGCGCUAUAUGAUUCCUGAGGAAACCAAAAUGCGAAGAAAUUUUGAUUAUGGCAAUAAAAUGGUUAUU